Messenger RNA from Ceutorhynchus assimilis (cabbage seed weevil), 3203 nucleotides. Lineage: Eukaryota; Metazoa; Arthropoda; Insecta; Coleoptera; Curculionidae. The record is from the annotation of a GenBank genome assembly.
UGCCAACCGGCCAAAAAUCAAAAAACCCAGCCAGGAGAAAUCACUAUUCAAUAUUCAAUUAUUCUCCUUUGCACGUCUAUUUUGGUCAGAAGAAAAAUAGAAACAGCUUUUGUUGGAAAAUCGCAUUUUUCACUUAUGCUAGAGCUCCACAAACCCGUAGUAAGCGAAUCCAGUACAGGUACGAAAUGGGUAAGGCGAAAAAGCAACAACGUAAAGGGACCAAGGGCGACGAAAGCGAUUCGGAGGUAGAAGGCGACACUCAGGGCUUAAUUGAGAAAGCCAGCAGCAAGAAAUCCAAGCCGCAAAAAACCAAGGAAGACACCGAAAACAAUCCAGCAAAGACAAAGAAAAAACCGAAAAAACUGACAGAAUCAGAAGAUGACUCAGAAGUGGAAGCAGCCAAAGUCCAAGGCUCGUUCGCCCUUCUACAGGUAGAGGACAGCGGCGACGAAGAACCACCAGCGAUGCAACAGAGUGAGAGCGAAGAAGAAAAAAAACCGGCGGCAAAAACCCAAAACAAAAAGGGCAAAAAAAGUAAAAGGAAAAAGGGGGAAGACGAUGAUGAGGAACUAGAGCGGGCUUUGGCCGAAUUAGAAAUGGAAUACACUGGGGGAGUGAAAAAAGAAGCAGAAGCAGAAGCAAAAGAAGAAGAAGAAGAACCAGAAAUUAAUAAAGUUAAAAAAAGCAAAAAGAAAGCUAAAGAAGUGGAAGAAUCAGAAGAAACUAAUGAAGAAGGUACUGUAAAAACAGCGGCUCAAAAAAAGAAGGAGAAAAAAGAAAGAGAGAAACAAAAAAAAUUAGCCACUAAAACAACCGUCAAGAAACUAGACAGCGUUGAAGCUGAAGACAAUGCAGAACAACCCCAAACCGAAAACAACGCAGAAGAGGAACAAGGCAAGAAAAAGAAAAAACCAGCCAAAGACAAGGAAGACAAAGACGCGAAAACGAAAAAAGGCCCCGCCAAAAAAACCAUAGCGGCAAUGCAAGAGGCCCUAAAAAAAAUCAAAGACGAAGAAGAACGACUAAAACGCGAAGAAGAAGAACGCAUACAACGAGAAGACGAAGCCGAAAACGCUAGGCUAGAAGCCCUCCGCCUGGAACAAGAACGCAAAGACAAAAAGAAGCAAAAAGAAAAAGAACGCAAAGAAAGACUGAAAGCUGAAGGCAAACUAUUGACAGCCAAACAAAAAGCUGACAGAGCUAGAGCCCAAGCUAUGAUUGACAGCUUGAAAGCCCAAGGAGUUGCAUUACCAGAUGUGGGCGAGAAAAAACCAAGACUUGGCACCAGAAUCAAGCAAACUAAACAGAAAAAAGACCAACCUAAAUUAGAAGAACCCAAACCUGAAGAUGCACCAAUAGAAGAACCUAAAGUUGAAGAAGCAUCAGUACCACAAAUCGAAGAAGAACCAUCAGAGGAUGUUAAAGAUACUUGGGAUGCAUCAUCUGAUGAAGAAUCUGAGCCUGUUAAUGCACCAACUAAAGACUCUAGUUCAGAAGAGGAAGAAGACGAAGACUCUGAAUCUGAAACAAACAGCGAAUCAGACUCAGAAAGUGACGAAGACGAUAGAACAGUUGCAGAAAAGGCUAGAGAACGGGCCCAAGAACGCAUAAGAAAACGUAAAGAAGACGCCUUGAAAAACCAAACAGUUGACAACCUGCGCGCUGCAAUUGUCUGCGUCUUAGGCCACGUAGACACAGGCAAGACGAAAAUUUUAGACAAACUAAGACGCACCAACGUGCAAGACGGUGAAGCAGGUGGAAUCACGCAACAAAUUGGUGCCACAAACGUGCCAAUUGAUGCAAUCAAAGAACAAAUCCGCAUAGUCAAAGGUGCAUCAGACAUUACUCUAAAAAUCCCAGGCUUAUUAAUUAUUGACACCCCUGGCCACGAGUCGUUUUCAAAUUUGAGAAACCGAGGUUCAAGCCUUUGCGAUAUUGCAAUCUUAGUUGUGGAUAUUAUGCACGGUUUGGAACCGCAAACAAUAGAAUCUAUUAAUUUGUUGAAACAAAAAAAAUGCCCCUUUAUAGUGGCCUUGAACAAAAUUGACAGGCUAUAUGAUUGGCAAACAAUGAACCGAAAAGACAUUAGGGAUGUUUUAAAAGGCCAGGCAGCUAAUACACAGUUGGAGUUUGAGCAAAGAAGUAAAAGUGUGAUUUUGCAAUUUGCUGAACAAGGCCUCAAUGCUGCAUUGUUUUACGAAAACCCUGACCCUCGUACCUAUUUUUCUUUGGUACCUACUAGUGCAAUCACUGGGGAAGGGAUGGGCAAUUUGCUGGCCUUGAUUGUCGAAUAUUGUCAGGUCAAAUUGCCAAAAAGGCUAAUGUAUUCUGACGAAUUGCAAGCCACUGUAUUAGAGGUUAAAGCAAUUCCAGGUCUUGGUACUACAAUUGACGUAAUUCUAGUUAAUGGUACUUUAAGGGAAGGUGAUACGAUGCUGGUUGCAGGAACUGAUGGUCCAAUAGUGACUCAAAUUAGGUCUUUGCUAAUGCCUCAACCGAUGAGGGAGUUGCGUGUGAAGAAUGCCUACAUAGAAUAUAGAGAAAUCAAAGCAGCUCAAGGAGUAAAAAUAGCUGCUAAAGAAUUGGAAAAGGCCAUUGCGGGUUUGAAUUUGUAUGUGGCUGUGAAGCCUGAUGAAGUUGAUGUGCUUAGAGAUGAGGUGGCACGUGAACUUAAAAGUGCCCUGUCCAGUAUUAAGUUGCAAGAGCGGGGAGUAUAUGUACAAGCCUCUACUUUAGGGUCUCUAGAGGCCUUGUUGGAAUUUUUAAGAGUCAGCAAAAUUCCUUAUUCUGGCAUUAGAAUAGGGCCUGUUGUCAAAAAGGAUAUCAUUAGGGCCUCGAUUAUGUUGGAGCAUGAACCUCAGUUUGCAACAAUUUUAGCAUUUGAUGUUAAAAUAGAAAAAGACGCUCAAGAAAUGGCUGACAGUAUGGGAGUCAAAGUAUUCCAGGCUGAUAUAAUUUAUCAUCUUUUCGAUAAGUUCAUGGCCUACAGGGAAGAGUUGAAGCAAAAGAAAAGGGAAGAAUUCAAAAACGUUGCAGUUUUUCCUUGUCGCUUGCGAGUUUUGCCACAAUUUAUUUUCAACUCGCGAGAUCCCAUUGUUUGUGGGGUAAUGGUUGAGGCGGGUAUUGUGAAAGAAGGUACCCCGCUUUGUGUACCUAGUAAAGAGGUGAGUAACUUCAAACCAGUGACAUCUCAGGUUUGUUGA